Molecule: messenger RNA, 1414 nt
Organism: Nezara viridula (southern green stink bug)
Lineage: Eukaryota; Metazoa; Arthropoda; Insecta; Hemiptera; Pentatomidae
Source: the annotation of a GenBank genome assembly
UUGUCUUGGAAUCUUUUUAUAUCGCCCUGAUCACGGUAAGAAAUUUUUUUUGACCAAUUAUAGCUUUAAAUAAGUUGAUCAUUUUAAUGUACACUUUGCAAUGAUUUUCUUCCUGUCAAUUACUUUUGAUAUGUAAUUUUACUCUCUGUGAUUAUAUCGGUUUUUUAAUUCCUAUGCAAUUAUAUCAACCCUUGAUAGACCGAGAAAGACACGUUAAUUACUAUAGUAAAGGACAUCGUUACAACUGACAAUGAAGCGAAUAUUAUUUCCAAUAAAUGUAAUUCCCUUCCAGUGUUUCUUCAGUGAAGUUUGGUUCAGCUUUUUGCUCUAAAAUAUGGUCUAUCUCUCGUCACAGUGCGGGGCUCUUGUCCACCGCGUCAUUCGGAUCGCUCAAGCCUUUGCUGUUUUCCCUUUCCGUCUAAAAUAUAAUGGCCUUGUGUUAGACCCUGCUUUGCUGGUGUACGUUUUGACGAUGAAGCUGGCGUUGGGUAUACACCUCUUAUUGGUGGAAGAACCUUCUCUGUACGCAAGUUCUGUUUUGUCUUAUUGUGCAGUAGUUUUCCAUUCCAUUAUUGUUUUGUUUAAAAAGGACAAACUUAAUGAAUUCUUGAGAUUGCUCUCAGACUGUGAAUUCAGGUUUAUUCAGCUAGGGACAAAAUCUGUGAUAAAAACAAACGACAUUUUAGAUUAUUUCUUGGUUACUUCCACUGUCUUAACAACCUUACUAGAAUCGAUCCUCCAUCAAGACGCGAUUGUCGCUAAUUUCUUUAAGAUCUCGCUGAGACUCAGUCUUUUGGGAGUGGUUCAUCCGUUUUUUCACCUCGUUGUUGUGAUGCAGCGUCGGUUUUCAAAUCUUAACGAAAUGAUUCAGGACUCAUCACAAUACAAAGCUUCGCGGUUUCGACACCUGACCGAGCUGCAUCAGCAAUGCAUAACCGCUUCCAUUACCCUCAAUGACUGCUUCACCCAACAGGUACUCUGGAUCACAGGUGCAUUGUUCUUGUACAUAAUAAUCACUUCUUACAAAGUGUUUAUUGUCAUCGAAGCAGAUGCUGGAUUACUUGAAGUAGCUAUUAAGACGUUUAAUCUUAUACAAUCUAUAUUCAUCGCUUACAUGGCUUGUGCAAUUUGUGAGGGUACUUCAAUGGAGGCAAGAAAAUUCGAUAUUCUACUUCACCGAUUGAUGAUUGCUGACGUUGCGGGUGAACUAGUGAAUGAUGAGAAACUAUUUCUUCAUAUCGCCAUGAGGCAAGAGCUUUGCUUUUCGGCUAUCAACGUCUUCGCUCUGGACUACACUCUAAUUCAUUCGAUGAUUUCUGCAGCCUCCACAUAUCUGGUCAUACUGAUACAAAUGAACGGGUAACUACUCAUGCGUCAUUCUUAUUAGACAAAGUGUUUAUUUUAAAAUAAAACU